AUAUUUCUACUGUUCUUCCUUGUAAAAAGCUAUUCUACUCUUGUGCUCUCUGGUUUCCACCUUUAAUAUUAGUUCCUUUAACUCCGAAAUUAUUUACAAUACUAAUCGAUUCCAUUGAUUGUUUUCUAUUUCAAUAUGAACGACAGUUUAAACUUGAAGGAAUAAUAAAUUUUCUACAAUAAGGAAAAUCAAGCUUACGGUUUAUUCCAUAUUUGGUAUUUGAUUCAUUUCAACACCUUUUUUGGAACGUUUACACUGACGAAAAUAUGAGUUUACUACUGGAAGAGGAAGAGGUUGAUGGUUACAGUGAUGGAACAGUUUGUCUCAGAAAUCCACACAUCGAGUUAAUGGAUCAAGAUAUCCUUUAUCAUUUAGCCUUGGGAAGCGGCUCACAUGAUCUUGUUGAAAUGUUCGGAGAUGUAAAGUUCAUAUGCAUGGGAGGAACACCGAAAAGAAUGGAAAAUUUUGCUUAUUUUAUAAUGGAAGAAAUAGGUCACAAGCUUCCAACAGGAACGACUUUGUCAAAUAUCACACAAUAUUCAUAUCGCUAUUCUAUGUAUAAAGUUGGUCCUGUUCUAUCAAUUAGUCAUGGAAUGGGAGUAUCAUCAUUAGGAAUACUCCUUCAUGAAGUGAUAAAACUAAUGUACCACGCAAGGGUAAAAGAUCCAUUAUUUAUUCGAAUUGGAACGUGUGGAGGAAUCGGCAUAGAAGGCGGGACAGUAGUUAUAACAGAAGAAGUUGUUGAUGGAAUGCUGAAAUCGUACUUUGAAGUGCCAGUACUGGGUAAAAUGCUCCGAAGGCCAGCAAAAAUAGAUAAACAAUUAACACGGGAGUUGAAAGCUAUGGCUCACGAAGAUGAUCCAUAUGAAACAGUAGUUGGGAAAACAAUGUGUACAAAUGAUUUUUACGAAGGUCAAGGUCGUCUUGAUGGUGCUUUUUGUGAAUAUACGGAAGCCGAUAAAAUGGAAUAUCUUCAAAAACUACAAAAAGCUGGAGUGAUAAAUAUAGAAAUGGAAGCAUUAGCAUUCGCAGCACUUACACAUCAUGCAGGAAUCAGAUCUGCAAUUGUGUGUGUUACAUUAUUGGAUCGAUUGAAAAGUGAUCAGCUUAUGGCACCUAAAGAAGUCUUAGAGGAAUGGCAAAAACGACCUCAAGUUCUCGUUGCUAGAUAUAUCAGAAAGUACCUGCAAACUAAAGGUCGCUUAAUUUGCGAAGGCCAUGGAUCUAUAGCUGUUAAAAGUCCACGUCGCUUUAAACUUGUUCAACAAGAGUCAGAAAACUAUGACUGAACUGCCAGUUAUUUAAUACAAUGUAUUUAUCAAUUUGUUAUUUCGUUUAAUCUAAUUGUAAGAUUACAUCAUUAUAAAAUCUGUAUUAAUCGAAUUCUUGAGAAAAAAAUGUUUAUUCAUGGUAUUCUUAACAAAUUUUUACAGUAUAAUUAUAAAAGUGAAUAAGACAUAAAAUUUAUAAACUUGAAAAUAAAGCAUCGUUGGUAAAAAAUAAUUAUCAAAGCUUCGUAGUUAAAGAAUUUUUUCUCAUGAUAGUGGAGAAAGAAUUUUCGUUGGUUGCAUUCUUUAUGGGAUAUUUGAGUACAAAUGAGUGCCGAUUCAUAUUUCAAAUCGUUACGAAAAAAAUUACAAAUAGUCUAAAAAUAAGAUGAAACAUUUAAAAAUAUCAAAUUUCUCUAUAUAUCGAGAACUGUUUAAUGGUUUUAAGCUAUGAUGCAGAAUUUUCGACACAUCAAGAGAAUUGUUAAUGUAAUUUGAUGUUAUAUAUCUAAAGAAACGAAUCGGGUUAUAAACGAGUCUCUAUAAAAAAUUGUAAUCAACAUAGUGAGUUUACUGAAGAUAUAGUAAAAAUUAUUUAAAAUACUUUGAAUUGAACUUUGGUAAAUUAUCAAUCUCCUUUUGUGGUAAAUCGUUAACUCUUUCUACAAGAAAAAAAGGUUCUGUAAGAUUGUACUAAAGAAUCUUUUAAAUUUUACUACAAAUGUUUAUUUAUGGAUCAAUAACUAAACUACAUUUAUACAUUUGUUUUUAACAAAAAACAUUACAAUUGUUGUCUGCGAAUGCUGUGAUAACAUCUAAAGUUUUUACAAGUAUUUCCAGUAAUAAAACGAUUCUCAGUCUUGUCGAAUGAACUUUAUCGAAUCAAAGAAAUAGAAGUUAAAAUUGUCAUUGCACCUCAUUGCAUUCCAGAAUAACUAUAGAUAAUUUACUUGUUUAAGAUUAAGCAUUCAAUUUUCCAAUAAAUUUUGAUUAUAUAUUUUUAUCAAUAAAAUACAUAUCAAUACAAAUAUUAUCUUCUUGAUAUUUUGGUAUAUUAAUAGCAACUUAGAAUGUAACUAUUUCACAAUUCUACUACUGUUCUAAAAUGAAUAAACAUUGUUAAAAAGGAGAAAUCAUAAAACUUCUGAAGAAACCUUAUAAACAAAAUAAAUGAACAAACGUGUAAUUAAGAAAUAGCAUAUACUACAGAUAAAUACUCUAGUAAACUGAAACUUUUUAUGAAAAUCUUUUGUUUUCAUUCGAUAAUAAAUCUAUUUUGUAAAUGAAUUAAAAAACGAUCUUCAAUGAAUUUGAAAUCUUGGAAUGACAUGCAUCAAUGGAAUGAGAAUAUUAUCGUUAAAUAAUAAAUAAUUAAUGUAAAAAUGAAAUAAAUCCCAAUGCCACAUGUUUACAUUUUAUUAGCGGCCUUUUUUCAAUUGACUAUCUUAAUACUCAUUUUAUAAUGAAUGUCCAUUUUAGUAUUUUCAGAUUUUGUUUUUAAAUAAAAAUCAUUUUUAAUAAUAUACAUCAAUUAAAAAGAAUAUUUUCUACUUAAAUAAUUAUUUAUAACAUAUUGAAAAAUAUAAUAAGUUCAAGAUUACACGUAAUUAAACAAACAUUAUGUGUAAAAGUUAUAUUGAGCUCGUUUCAAACUAACGAUGUUUACCAUAUUCUAUAACCGUUGCAUUUAAUAUCAAAUUUUGAACUUCUAAGCCAUAAUACUUCUGCUAAAUUACGAUUCAUUAUUUAUCGUAACAAGAGAAUUAUAAAAAUAGCUCAAUAUAGCAUAAUAAUAACAAUAAUAUAAAAUGAAUUAUUCCAUGCGUAAUUGUUUAUAAGUAAUUUGACAUAACUAUCGUAUUUUGAAAAAAAAUUUAUCACACGAAACUGUUCAAUUUUAGCACUUUAAAAAGUUCUUAACGUUUAAUAAUAUCCAUGUAACAACAUUCGAGUGUUAUAUUAUGUACACUAUAUAUAGCAAAAUAACUUGACACUGAUUCUUUUUUACAUACACGUGAUACGUACUCAGUACAAUAUUUGAGAACAUUGGCAUGAUAAUAAAAAAUAAUGUAUGAUACUCUUGUAAGAAAUGUGAAAAGUAAUGAAUAGAAGAGAUGACUAUUUCGAUUGAAACUAAUGGCAAUGUUUAUUAUUCAUUGAAAAAUAUGAAAUUCAAAAUAUUCUUUUAUUAUUGUUCCUUAUUUUAAUGAUAGUAAGCCAUAAUUAUAUUUGAAAAAAGGCUUACGUGAUAUAUAUAUUAUAAAAAGAAAGAGAUAAGAUAAGAACAUCUUAACGAGGUGUAAAAUGCUAGACUAAGGGAAACAUAUACAAAAAUGAUUAUUAGUAUUUUAUGAAAUUGUUCAAAAAAAAACUUUUUAAUAUUGGUAUUAGUAUUAAUUUAGAAAAACUUUAAAAAUGAAAAUGUAAAAUUCAUAACUUAGAAGAUAAGUAGGAAGGGAAAACUUGUAAAAAAACUAGAAAUAGUUCAGAUUUCUACAAUUUUCAAAAAACAAUAAUAAACAUCUCUAUAAACUUCAGUCAUGCAACUUAAUGGAUAUAACUAUAUCAAAACAAUGUCGGUGCUUUUCAGCGGUCUAUGUGCUACCCGGAAAGUCCAUAUGCCUAACUUCCUAGUAAAAAGGUUGGGAAGACUGAUUUUGCUUUCAAAAUUACUUAUUAUUAUUAUCAUAACUAGUAUAAUUGUAUUACUUAUAAUUAUCAUUAGGAGAUCAGGCUCAAAAAUUUUGUCUGAAUCACAAAAAUGAUUGCACGAUUUUUUUUAGUUUUUUGAUUCGGCACAGAAAAUGCUGCUCCGAUUCUACUGAAAUCUUAAUCAGUUUUAAGUUGCGUAAUUAUGCAUUGAAUGCAAUUAGUCCCACGUCAAUAUUUUUUGUUUUCCAAAAAGUCAAGAUAAAAAAUAAUUCUGAACGCACAUACGUACAUGUACACACUGAUGUCUACUCAAAAACUGUUGUAUUAGACUCCACAGACCUAAAAACGUAGAGAUUUUUCAAAAGUCGGGAUUCGCAAAAUAGGACUCGUUACAAUAACUUCUCGCUGGGAUGCUAAAAAUCCUUAGUGAUUAGCUGCAGUAUCUAAACGAUGUUUUAAGAUCAUUUUUGAUCACAGAUACACUACGUUAUCUGAAACUCAUGGAAGUACUUAUCAACAUUGUUCUAGUAGGUUAUUUGACUCAGUAAAUCAAUAAAUAAGAUGUUGAUAUAUUUAGGUUGAUAUGAAAAAAUGUACUGCGUUACAUGACAUACUUAUGUAAAGUAGUAAGAAACAUUGUAUGUGGUGAUGUAUUAAAUACAAAAUAUUGUUAAUUGAAUGAAUAAUAAAUAUGUUUACACAUC
Molecule: messenger RNA, 4624 nt
Organism: Chelonus insularis
Lineage: Eukaryota; Metazoa; Arthropoda; Insecta; Hymenoptera; Braconidae
Product: uridine phosphorylase 1-like
Exons: 6
Coding region: 267-1289 (340 amino acids)
Biological process (GO): uridine catabolic process; nucleotide catabolic process
Cellular component (GO): cytosol; cytoplasm
Molecular function (GO): uridine phosphorylase activity
Source: RefSeq, a predicted model, not a curated record